Molecule: messenger RNA, 1748 nt
Organism: Cucumis sativus (cucumber)
Lineage: Eukaryota; Viridiplantae; Streptophyta; Magnoliopsida; Cucurbitales; Cucurbitaceae
Exons: 5
Coding region: 89-1282 (397 amino acids)
Biological process (GO): base-excision repair
Molecular function (GO): DNA-3-methyladenine glycosylase activity
Source: RefSeq, a predicted model, not a curated record
CCUCUCUUCACUAAUUCCCAUUUCCCAAUUCUCUCUCUCUCUCUCUCUCUUAAUUCACCAAAACUAAAAACCAAAAACUAAAAAAACGAUGUGUCGUUCCGAGGAGACCUUGGAAGCCACUUCUGUCGUGGUCGAUUCAAAAUUCAAUUCCCGUCCUGUCCUUCAACCCACUGGUAACCGUGUCCUCGACCGCCGUAAUUCCCUCAAAAAACAACACCCUUCUCUCAAACCCCCUUCCGCCGCCGCCGUCUCCCCCACUUCUCCUAAAUCCAAAUCCCCCCGUCCUCCGGCCACCAAACGAGCCAAUGACGGUAAUAAUCCCAUGAACUCCAGCUCCGAGAAGAUCCUCAUUCCGGCCGCAGUGUCACGGCCCAGAGCUACGUUGGAUAGAAAGAAAUCGAAAAGCUUUAAACUGGGUGGAAAUGGGAAUGUGAUUUGUGAUAAUGGUGGGUUUGAGGUGGCGUAUGCUUCUUCUUUGAUUACUGAAUCGCCGGGAAGUAUCGCCGCCGUGAGAAGAGAACAGGUGGCGCUGCAACAGGCGCAGAGGAAAAUGAGAAUUGCUCAUUACGGAAGAUCUAAAUCUGCUCGUUUUGAAAAAAUCGUUCCUCUUGAUUCUAAAAUUAAACCCGCUGUUGAAGAUAGAAGAUGUAGCUUCAUCACUCCCAAUUCAGAUCCCAUUUAUGUUGCUUACCAUGAUGAGGAAUGGGGUGUCCCUGUUCAUGAUGACAAGAUGCUGUUUGAAUUGCUGGUUCUAAGUGUAGCCCAGGUGGGUUCGGAUUGGACUUCAAUUCUGAAGAAACGUCAAGAUUUCAGGAAUGCAUUUUCAAGUUUCGAUUCAGAAAUUGUGGCAAAUUUUUCGGACAAACAAAUGGUUUCAAUCAGCACAGAAUAUGGCAUCGACAUCAACAGAGUCCGAGGAGUUGUGGAUAACGCAAUUCGAAUCCUCCAGAUUAAGAAGGAAUUUGGGUCAUUCGACAAAUACAUUUGGGGAUUUGUGAACAACAAACCAUUCUCACCGCAGUACAAAUCCGGCCACAAAAUUCCGGUGAAGACAUCAAAAUCAGAAACCAUAAGCAAAGACAUGGUCCGACGAGGUUUCCGGUCCGUCGGACCCACGGUGGUUCACUCCUUCAUGCAAGCCGCCGGUCUAACCAACGACCAUCUCACCACUUGCCACAGGCACCUCCAUUGCACCUUAAUCGCCGCCGGCCGCCGUACUCCGGCUCCGACGACGACAACACCCGAAGUGGAGGAUACGGCGGCGGUUUGUGAAACACUCUAGAAUUGACUCGAGAAUUUUAAUUAACAGACAAAAAGAAAAAAUGAUAACCUUUACGAGGAGUCAAUCAACCAUGAUUUGCUUGCUAAUUAACUAGAUAACUAAAUAUAUAUCUUUGGGUUUUUCUUUUGUGGGGUUUGUGUAUAUUAUAAAAAAUAGACUUGUAAGAGAAAAAGAAAAAAAAAAGAGAUUGUGGGGUUGUGAAUUUGUGUGGUUUUUUUUCUUUCUUUUUUUUUUGUGGGAAUUUUAGUGAAAGUGUUUUAUAUAAUUAGAAGAGAAAAAGAAAAAAAGAAGAAGGUUAUUUGAAGUGGUAGGGUUAGAAUAGGAGACAGAGAGCAUGUGCUUGUGCAAUUGGGAGGCAAUGGCAUGUGAGUUUGUGUCAGUUUGCUUUUGUAAAUUCCCAUGUGAUCCAUCUAAAUUUCAAACAUUAUUAAUCAUUAUUAUCUUAUUAUUAUUCUUUUAUUUUCAA